AUGAGUACAUUUUCGAUUCCACUUUUACAGCAAUUCGUAGAUAAUUUUACGCAGCUUGAGCUUAUUCCGGCAAGUUUUACACCUAUAUUGGAUCCGUACUAUACUGAAAUUGCCAAAAAUCAAGAGUUGAAAGACCGAGCUUCAGAAAUUUGCAACGCGGUACUUAAAGACUACCAAAACUAUAAUCCUGAGAUCGUCAAGCGUUGUAGCAGGUUUCACGGCGUUUUGGCACAAUCGCAGCAAAAUCCACGCUUAGAUAACCUUAUCAUAGAAGAUAUAGAUGUGACGGCUUCCAAAUUCAGCCAGUUUACCGACGAUCGUGAACACAUGGGGAAUCUAAUUGUCGAGGAGAUCGACGUAGAGCAGUUUGUAUGA
Molecule: messenger RNA, 375 nt
Organism: Lachancea mirantina
Lineage: Eukaryota; Fungi; Ascomycota; Saccharomycetes; Saccharomycetales; Saccharomycetaceae
Source: the annotation of a GenBank genome assembly